UGGUCAUCAGUAUCACCACUGUUAACAUACUUUAGUAGCACCACACACAGAUGAGAAAAGAGAAAUUUCUAGAACUGAAAUGCAAAACAGUAAGACGUUCGCUACUUCUCAAAUUGCCAUUCAGAAAGAUUAUCCUGCAUUAUUCUCUGAUCAUAAAACAGAAUAUCGAAAACAUGAAAGUAGACAGGACUAAGCUGAAAAAGACACCUACUGAGGCUCCUGCAGACUGCAGAGCCUUAAUAGACAAACUCAAAGUUUGUAAUGAUGAGCAACUCCUCUUGGAACUGCAACAGAUCAAAACAUGGAACAUUGGAAAGUGUGAGUUAUACCACUGGGUGGAUUUGUUGGACCGCUUUGAUGGAAUUCUGGCAGAUGCUGGACAAACAGUGGAGAAUAUGUCAUGGAUGCUCGUGUGUGAUAGGCCAGAGAGAGAACAACUGAAAAUGCUUCUCUUGGCUGUGUUGAACUUCACAGCCUUGCUCAUUGAGUACAGCUUUUCCCGGCAUCUGUACAGUUCCAUAGAGCAUUUGACAACUUUAUUGGCUUCUUCUGAUAUGCAAGUGGUGCUGGCAGUCCUUAAUCUUCUGUAUGUAUUUAGCAAAAGAUCAAACUACAUCACACGCCUUGGAUCUGACAAGAGAACCCCACUGCUAACCCGGCUGCAACACUUGGCAGAGAGCUGGGGUGGAAAGGAGAAUGGCUUUGGACUUGCAGAAUGUUGCAGAGACUUGCAUAUGAUGAAAUACCCACCCAGUGCAACUACACUACACUUUGAAUUCUAUGCAGACCCUGGAGCCGAGGUCAAAAUUGAGAAAAGGACAACUAGUAACACACUACAUUAUAUUCACAUAGAACAACUUGACAAGAUUUCAGAAAGCCCUUCUGAAAUCAUGGAAUCUCUUACCAAAAUGUACAGCAUUCCUAAGGAUAAACAGAUGCUGUUAUUUACACACAUACGGCUGGCCCAUGGCUUUUCUAAUCACAGGAAGCGAUUACAAGCUGUUCAAGCCAGGCUGCAUGCUAUAUCUAUAUUAGUGUAUUCCAAUGCUUUGCAGGAGUCCGCAAACAGUAUCUUGUAUAAUGGGUUGAUAGAGGAGUUGGUAGAUGUCCUUCAGAUAACAGAUAAGCAACUUAUGGAGAUUAAAGCUGCUUCUUUACGGACAUUAACAUCAAUUGUCCAUUUGGAGAGAACUCCCAAACUCAGCAGUAUUAUUGACUGUACUGGAACUGCUUCUUACCAUGGAUUUUUGCCUGUACUUGUGCGGAACUGCAUCCAGGCCAUGAUUGAUCCUUCCAUGGAUCCAUACCCUCACCAGUUUGCCACUGCUCUCUUCUCUUUUUUAUACCAUCUGGCCAGCUAUGAUGCAGGUGGUGAAGCCUUGGUCUCCUGUGGAAUGAUGGAAGCCUUAUUGAAGGUCAUAAAGUUUCUUGGCGAUGAACAGGAUCAGAUAACAUUUGUCACCAGAGCCGUCAGAGUGGUUGACCUCAUCACCAACCUGGACAUGGCAGCUUUUCAAUCCCAUAGUGGACUUUCUAUCUUCAUUUAUAGACUUGAGCAUGAAGUAGAUUUGUGCCGAAAAGAAUGUCCAUUUGUGAUCAAGCCAAAGAUCCAGAGACCUAGUACUACACAAGAAGGAGAAGAAAUGGAAACUGAUAUGGAUGUUGCAGAUGUGACUAUGGAAAGCAGUCCAGGCUUAUCCAUAUCUAUGGAGCACCGGCUAGAUGUUGACUUAAGAGCAUCAAGUUCCAGCAGCAGCAUUAACAUCUCUUCUGGCUCUGCACCUGGCCCCCGUCCUGGAGUCCAGUGUAUUCCACAAAGAGCAGCACUUCUCAAAUCCAUGUUGAAUUUCCUCAAGAAAGCCAUUCAAGACCCUGCUUUCUCAGACGGCAUACGCCAUGUGAUGGAUGGCUCUCUCCCUACCUCCCUGAAGCACAUCAUCAGCAAUGCAGAAUACUAUGGCCCAUCACUCUUCCUCCUAGCUACUGAAGUGGUGACUGUGUUUGUAUUUCAAGAACCAUCACUGCUUUCCUCACUGCAGGACAAUGGAUUAACAGAUGUCAUGCUUCAUGCAUUGCUUAUCAAAGAUGUUCCUGCUACCCGUGAAGUCCUUGGCUCCCUCCCAAAUGUAUUUAGUGCACUCUGCUUGAAUGCCCGAGGUCUUCAGUCAUUUGUACAGUGUCAGCCUUUUGAACGUCUUUUCAAAGUUCUUCUAUCUCCAGAUUACCUCCCAGCCAUGCGAAGGAGGAGGAGUUCUGAUCCUCUUGGGGAUACUGCAUCUAACCUGGGGAGUGCUGUUGAUGAGCUCAUGAGACAUCAGCCUACCCUCAAAACAGAUGCAACGACUGCAAUCAUCAAGUUACUUGAAGAAAUUUGUAAUCUUGGAAGAGACCCUAAAUACAUCUGUCAGAAGCCAUCAAUCCAGAAAGCAGAUGGCACUGCCACUGCUCCUCCUCCACGGUCUAAUCAUGCUGCAGAAGAGGCCUCUAGUGAGGAUGAGGAGGAAGAAGAAGUACAGGCCAUGCAGAGCUUUAAUUCUGCCCAACAGAAUGAAACUGAGCCUAAUCAGCAGGUUGUUGGUACAGAAGAACGUAUUCCUAUUCCCCUCAUGGAUUACAUCCUUAAUGUGAUGAAAUUUGUGGAAUCUAUUCUGAGCAACAAUACAACAGAUGACCACUGCCAGGAAUUUGUGAAUCAGAAAGGGCUCUUGCCUUUGGUCACCAUUUUGGGUCUUCCCAAUCUGCCCAUUGAUUUUCCCACAUCUGCAGCCUGUCAGGCUGUUGCAGGUGUCUGCAAAUCCAUAUUGACACUGUCACAUGAACCCAAAGUUCUUCAGGAGGGUCUCCUUCAAUUGGACUCCAUCCUUUCAUCCUUGGAGCCGUUACACCGCCCAAUUGAAUCCCCUGGGGGCUCAGUGUUGUUGCGAGAAUUGGCUUGUGCCGGCAAUGUUGCUGAUGCUACCCUCUCAGCUCAGGCCACACCUCUACUGCAUGCACUUACUGCUGCCCAUGCCUACAUCAUGAUGUUUGUUCAUACUUGCAGAGUUGGACAGAGUGAAAUUCGUUCCAUCUCCGUAAAUCAGUGGGGUUCCCAGUUGGGUCUGAGUGUUCUGAGCAAGCUGAGCCAGUUAUAUUGCUCCCUGGUAUGGGAAAGCACUGUCCUCCUCUCCCUGUGUACCCCAAACAGAAUUUCAGCUAUGUCUUUUGCUCUUAAAAGUAGUGACCUUAUAAAGAAAGAGGUCUGCAGUGUCGCCCAUUCACCAGAACCUUAUGGGGAACAGGAUGGAACAGCUGCAAGUAUGGAUGCUUCUACCCAGGGCUUAUUAGAAGGUAUUGGGCUUGAUGGUGAUACGUUGGCUCCCAUGGAGACAGAUGAACCUACUGCUUCAGAUUCUAAGGGCAAAUCUAAAAUCACACCUGCUAUGGCUGCCAGAAUCAAGCAAAUCAAGCCUUUGUUGUCAGCUUCCUCCAGAUUAGGCCGAGCACUUGCUGAGCUAUUUGGACUCCUUGUUAAACUUUGUGUGGGGUCUCCUGUCCGCCAGAGAAGGAGCCACCAUGCUGCCAGCACCACCACAGCACCGACACCUGCUGCUCGAUCCACAGCCUCAGCCCUCACUAAGCUCCUCACAAAGGGCUUAUCUUGGCAACCUCCACCAUAUACACCUACUCCCCGCUUCAGGCUGACAUUCUUCAUCUGUUCAGUUGGUUUUACAUCUCCAAUGCUGUUUGAUGAGAGGAAAUAUCCUUACCACCUCAUGCUGCAAAAAUUUCUCUGCUCUGGAGGCCACAAUGCUCUUUUUGAAACUUUCAACUGGGCUCUGUCCAUGGGAGGCAAAGUUCCUGUUGCUGAGGGAUUAGAACAUUCAGAUUUACCUGAUGGCACAGGAGAAUUCCUAGAUGCCUGGCUAAUGCUAGUGGAGAAGAUGGUGAAUCCCACCACGGUGCUUGAAUCUCCACAUUCACUGCCUGCCAAAUUGCCUGGAGGCGUCCAGAACUUUCCACAAUUCAGUGCUCUCCGCUUCCUUGUGGUAACUCAGAAAGCAGCCUUUACUUGCAUCAAGAACCUGUGGAACCGGAAACCCCUGAAGGUAUAUGGUGGGCGAAUGGCUGAGUCCAUGCUGGCCAUCCUAUGCCACAUUCUCCGAGGAGAACCUGUGAUUCGAGAGAGACUAAGCAAAGAGAAGGAGGGGUCUCGAGGAGAAGAGGACACAGGGCAAGAAGAAGGUGGCUCUCGCCGAGAACCUCAAGUCAACCAGCAACAGUUGCAACAGCUCAUGGACAUGGGCUUCACAAGGGAACAUGCCAUGGAGGCCCUCUUGAAUACCAGCACCAUGGAGCAGGCCACAGAGUACCUUCUAACCCACCCUCCUCCAAUCAUGGGAGGAGUUGUUCGAGAUCUGAGUAUGUCCGAGGAGGACCAGAUGAUGAGAGCAAUUGCCAUGUCUCUGGGACAGGAUAUCCCAAUGGAUCAAAGAGCAGAAUCACCUGAGGAAGUUGCUUGUCGAAAAGAGGAGGAGGAACGGAAAGCUCGGGAAAAACAGGAAGAGGAAGAAGCUAAAUGUCUAGAGAAGUUCCAGGAUGCUGAUCCAUUAGAACAAGAUGAGCUCCACACGUUCACAGAUACCAUGUUGCCAGGCUGCUUUCACCUUCUUGAUGAGCUACCGGACACAGUGUACCGGGUGUGUGAUCUGAUCAUGACUGCAAUCAAACGUAAUGGAGCUGACUAUCGAGACAUGAUUCUGAAGCAAGUAGUCAAUCAGGUGUGGGAAGCUGCUGAUGUAUUGAUCAAAGCUGCUCUUCCCCUGACAACGAGUGACACAAAAACUGUGUCAGAGUGGAUCAGUCAGAUGGCCACCCUGCCCCAAGCCUCCAAUUUGGCUACUAGAAUCUUGCUUUUAACACUACUGUUUGAGGAGUUGAAGCUACCUUGUGCCUGGGUGGUUGAAUCUAGUGGCAUCCUUAACGUCCUAAUCAAACUCUUGGAAGUGGUUCAGCCCUGUCUACAGGCUGCCAAGGAGCAAAAGGAAGUCCAGACCCCAAAGUGGAUCACCCCAGUGUUGCUCCUGAUAGAUUUCUAUGAAAAGACAGCCAUUUCUUCAAAAAGGAGAGCCCAAAUGACUAAGUAUCUACAGUCCAACAACAACAACUGGCGCUGGUUUGAUGACCGCUCUGGGCGUUGGUGUAGUUACAGUGCAAGCAACAACAGCACUAUUGAUUCUGCCUGGAAAUCUGGAGAGACAAGUGUACGUUUCACUGCAGGCCGAAGAAGAUACACUGUCCAAUUCACUACAAUGGUGCAGGUUAAUGAGGAAACAGGGAACCGGCGCCCUGUGAUGCUGACUCUCCUGAGGGUACCUCGGCUGAAUAAAAACUCAAAAAAUAGCAAUGGACAGGAACUAGAGAAGACACUGGAAGAAAGCAAAGAAAUGGAUAUCAAACGUAAAGAAAAUAAAGCCAGUGAUACUCCUUUGGCCCUAGAGAGUACAAAUACUGAAAAGGAGACAAGCCUGGAAGAAACAAAAAUUGGGGAGAUUCUAAUCCAGGGCCUGACAGAGGAUAUGGUGACUGUUUUAAUCCGGGCCUGUGUGAGCAUGCUAGGAGUCCCUGUGGACCCAGACACUUUGCAUGCUACCCUUCGCCUCUGCCUGAGGCUCACCCGAGACCACAAAUAUGCCAUGAUGUUUGCAGAGCUGAAGAGUACCCGCAUGAUCUUGAAUUUGACCCAGAGUUCAGGCUUCAAUGGGUUUACCCCCCUGGUCACCCUUCUUUUAAGACACAUCAUUGAGGAUCCCUGUACCCUUCGUCAUACCAUGGAAAAGGUGGUUCGCUCAGCAGCUACAAGUGGAGCUGGUAGCACUACCUCUGGUGUUGUAUCUGGCAGCCUUGGUUCUCGGGAGAUCAAUUAUAUCCUUCGUGUCCUGGGGCCAGCCGCAUGCCGCAAUCCAGACAUUUUCACUGAAGUAGCCAACUGCUGUAUCCGCAUUGCCCUUCCAGCUCCUCGAGGCUCAGGAACUGCUUCAGAUGAUGAAUUUGAGAAUCUUAGAAUUAAAGGUCCUAAUGCUGUACAACUAGUGAAGACGACCCCUUUGAAGCCCUCACCUCUGCCUGUCAUUCCUGAUACUAUCAAGGAAGUGAUCUAUGAUAUGCUGAAUGCCCUGGCUGCAUACCAUGCUCCAGAGGAAGCAGAGAAAUCUGAUCCUAAACCUGGGGGUAUGACCCAAGAGGUUGGCCAGCUCCUGCAAGACAUGGGCGAUGAUGUAUACCAGCAAUACCGGUCACUUACUCGUCAGGGCAGUGACUUUGAUACACAGUCGGGUUUUUCCAUUAAUAGUCAGGUCUUUGCUGCAGAUGGUACCUCCACUGAGACUUCCACAUCUGGGACAUCCCAAGGAGAAGCAUCAACUCCAGAGGAGUCUCGUGAUGGGAAGAAAGAUAAAGAAGGGGACCGAGCCUCUGAGGAAGGCAAGCAGAAGGGCAAAGGCAGCAAACCUUUAAUGCCCACCUCCACUAUUCUUCGUCUUCUAGCAGAGUUGGUGAGGUCCUAUGUUGGUAUUGCUACCCUGAUUGCCAACUACAGCUAUACUGUGGGCCAGUCUGAGCUGAUUAAAGAGGACUGCAGUGUGCUAGCCUUUGUGCUGGACCAUCUCCUCCCACAUACCCAGAAUGCAGAAGACAAGGACACACCUGCUCUGGCCCGCCUAUUCCUCGCAAGCCUAGCUGCUGCAGGGAGUGGCACAGAUGCCCAAGUGGCCCUUGUGAAUGAAGUAAAAGCAGCCCUGGGACGGGCACUGGCUAUGGCUGAGAGUACAGAGAAACAUGCCAGGCUUCAGGCAGUGAUGUGUAUCAUCAGUACUAUCAUGGAGUCCUGCCCCUCAACAUCCAGCUUCUACAGCAGUGCCACAGCCAAGACCCAGCACAAUGGCAUGAACAAUAUCAUUCGACUCUUCCUGAAAAAGGGACUGGUUAAUGACCUGGCAAGAGUGCCUCACAGCCUGGACCUGUCAAGUCCAAACAUGGCCAACACAGUCAAUGCUGCUUUGAAGCCUUUGGAAACACUUUCCCGGAUUGUGAACCAGCCUAGUAGCCUUUUUGGCAGCAAGAGUGCUUCUAGUAAGAGCAAGUCUGAGCAGGAUGCCCAAGGAGCUGCUCAGGACUCCAAUAGCAACCAGCAGGACCCAGGCGAGCCUGGGGAAGCAGAAGUGCAGGAGGAGGAUCAUGAUGUCACUCAGACAGAGGUGGCAGAUGGGGAUAUCAUGGAUGGGGAGGCUGAAACCGACUCAGUGGUGAUUGCUGGGCAGCCUGAGGUGCUCAGUUCACAAGAGAUGCAGGUUGAGAAUGAGCUGGAGGACCUGAUAGAUGAGUUGCUUGAGAGGGAUGGCGGAUCUGGGAACAGUACAAUUAUAGUGAGCAGAAGUGGAGAGGAUGAAUCACAAGAGGACGUGCUGAUGGAUGAAGCUCCUUCCAACCUCAGCCAAGCUUCCACCUUGCAGGCCAACCGAGAAGAUUCCAUGAAUAUCCUGGACCCUGAGGAUGAGGAGGAGCACACUCAGGAAGAGGACAGCAGUGGCAGUAACGAGGAUGAGGAUGAUAGUCAGGAUGAAGAGGAGGAGGAGGAGGAAGAUGAGGAAGAUGAUCAGGAGGAUGAUGAAGGUGAAGAGGGAGAUGAAGACGAUGACGACGAUGGCUCUGAAAUGGAAUUGGAUGAGGAUUACCCUGAUAUGAACGCUUCUCCCUUGGUCCGAUUUGAGCGCUUUGACCGGGAGGAUGAUCUCAUCAUUGAGUUUGACAACAUGUUCUCCAGUGCUACAGACAUCCCCCCAUCCCCAGGAAAUAUCCCUACCACUCACCCACUGAUGGUACGCCAUGCAGACCACAGUUCUCUGACACUGGGCAGUGGCUCCUCCACAACACGUCUCACCCAGGGCAUCGGGCGCAGUCAGAGAACCCUAAGGCAGCUGACAGCCAAUACAGGCCACACCAUUCAUGUUCAUUACCCUGGGAAUCGCCAGCCCAACCCUCCUCUUAUACUCCAGAGGUUGCUUGGUCCUUCUGCUGCUGCUGACAUCCUUCAGCUGAGCAGCAGCCUUCCCCUACAAAGCCGAGGCCGAGCCCGCCUCCUGGUGGGCAACGAUGAUGUCCACAUCAUUGCCAGAUCUGACGAUGAGCUGCUGGAUGACUUUUUCCAUGACCAGAGCACAGCUACCAGUCAAGCAGGGACCCUGUCCAGCAUCCCCACAGCCCUAACCCGCUGGACAGAGGAAUGCAAAGUUCUUGAUGCUGAGAGCAUGCAUGACUGUGUUUCAGUUGUAAAAGUGCCCAUUGUCAAUCACCUGGAAUUCCUGAGGGAUGAGGAGCUGGAAGAGAGACGGGAGAAACGCAGGAAACAAUUAGCUGAGGAAGAAACAAAAAUAACUGACAAAGGCAAAGAAGAUAAGGAGAACCGAGAUCAGAGUGCACAGUGUACUGCAUCUAAGACCAGUGACUCCACCGAACAGAACCUCUCAGAUGGAACUCCUAUGCCUGACAGCUACCCAACAACCCCAUCUUCAACCGAUGCAGCAACAUCUGAGUCCAAGGAGACCCUUGUCACUCUGCAGCCCUCACAACAUCAACAAGCACUCCCACCCCCACCAGCCUUGGGAGAGAUUCCUCAAGAGCUGCAAUCCCCAACUGGCGAAGGAGCGAGCUCUACACAGCUAUUGAUGCCUGUAGAGCCAGAGGAAUUGGGUUCCACAAGGACAAGUGGAGAAGCAGAAACAACUCAGAUGGAAUUGUCCCCAGCUCCCACUAUAACCUCUCUUUCCCCAGAGAGAGCUGAAGAUUCUGAUGCACUGACAGCUGUCAGCAGUCAACUGGAAGGCUCUCCUAUGGACACCAGUAGCCUGGCUUCCUGUACCCUAGAGGAAGCUGUGGGUGACACCUCAGCAGCUGGCAGUUCUGAGCAGCCCACAGCAGGCAGCUCCACUCCUGGGGAUGCCCCACCAGUUGUGACAGAAGUGCAAGGCAGGGGUGAUGGGUCACGGGAACCUGCCCUGCCCCCUGAGGACAGCUCUCCCCCUGCAUCCUCUGAGAGUUCUUCCACCAGAGAUUCUGCUGUGGCCAUUUCUGGAGCAGAUUCCCGGGGAAUCCUAGAGGAGCCACUGCCUUCAACAAGCAGUGAAGAAGAAGAUCCCCUUGCAGGUAUCAGUCUACCCGAAGGUGUGGACCCCUCUUUCCUGGCUGCUCUGCCUGAUGACAUUCGCCGGGAAGUCCUGCAGAACCAGCUGGGCAUUCGUCCACCAACUCGGACUGCCCCUUCAGGAAAUAACUCCGCUCCUGCAGUAGUGGGGAAUCCUGGUGUGACCGAAGUGAGCCCUGAGUUCUUGGCCGCCUUGCCUCCAGCUAUUCAGGAGGAAGUGCUGGCACAGCAAAGAGCUGAGCAACAGCGACGGGAACUGGCACAGAAUGCUAGCUCAGACACCCCCAUGGACCCUGUGACCUUCAUCCAGACCCUGCCCUCAGACCUACGCCGUAGUGUCCUAGAGGACAUGGAGGACAGUGUGUUGGCUGUGAUGCCACCUGACAUUGCAGCUGAAGCUCAAGCCCUGAGACGAGAGCAAGAAGCCCGGCAGCGACAACUCAUGCAUGAGCGGCUCUUUGGCCACAGUAGCACCUCUGCACUCUCUGCCAUUCUCCGAAGCCCGGCUUUCACCAGUCGCCUCAGUGGCAACCGUGGAGUCCAGUACACUCGCCUUGCCGUACAGAGGGGUGGCACCUUUCAGAUGGGGGGUAGCAGCAGCCAUAACAGGCCUUCUGGCAGUAAUGUGGACACUCUCCUCCGCCUCCGAGGACGACUCCUCCUGGACCACGAAGCCCUAUCCUGUCUCCUGGUCCUACUUUUCGUGGAUGAGCCAAAGCUUAAUACAAGCCGUCUACACCGAGUAUUGAGAAAUCUCUGCUACCAUGCCCAGACUCGCCACUGGGUCAUCCGCAGCCUGCUGUCCAUUUUGCAGCGCAGCAGUGAGAGUGAGCUAUGCAUUGAAACACCCAAGCUCUCCUCAAGUGAGGAGAAGGGCAAAAAGUCAAGCAAGAGCUGUGGGUCAAGCAGCCAUGAGAACCGGCCUCUGGACCUUCUACACAAGAUGGAGUCUAAGAGCUCCAACCAGCUUUCCUGGCUCUCAGUAUCCAUGGACGCAGCCCUAGGCUGCAGGACUAAUAUAUUCCAGAUCCAACGUUCAGGGGGUCGCAAACAUACUGAGAAGCAUGCAAGCAGUGGCUCCACUGUCCACAUCCACCCCCAGGCUGCUCCUGUUGUCUGCAGACAUGUUUUGGACACGCUCAUUCAGUUGGCCAAGGUAUUUCCCAGCCACUUUACACAGCAGCGGACCAAAGAAACAAACUGUGAGAGCGAUCGGGAAAGGGGCAGUAAGCAGGCUUGCAGCCCAUGCUCUUCACAGUCCACCAGCAGUGGCAUUUGCACAGACUUCUGGGACUUAUUGGUAAAACUGGACAACAUGAAUGUCAGCCGGAAAGGCAAGAACUCCGUGAAGUCAGUGCCAGUGAGCGCUGGUGGUGAGGGGGAAACCUCCCCAUACAGCCUCGAGGCCUCUCCACUGGGGCAGCUCAUGAACAUGUUGUCACACCCAGUCAUCCGCCGGAGCUCUCUCUUAACUGAGAAACUCCUCAGACUCCUUUCUCUCAUCUCAAUUGCUCUCCCAGAAAACAAAGUGUCAGAAGCACAGGCUAAUUCUGGCAGCAGUGCUUCCACCACUGUUGCCACUUCAACCACAUCUACCACCACUACCACUGCCACCUCCAGCACGCCCACUCCCCCUGCUGCAACCACCCCUGUCACUUCUGCUCCGGCUCUGGUUGUUGCCACGGCUAUAUCCACCAUUGCCGUAGCUGCUUCGACCACGGUGACUACCCCCACAACUGCUACCACUACUGUUUCAACUUCUACAACUACUAAGGCCAGCAAAUCUCCAGCAAAGGUGGGUGAUGGGGGCAGCAGCAGUGCAGACUUUAAGAUGGUAUCCUCUGGCCUCACCGAAAACCAGCUACAGCUCUCUGUGGAGGUGUUGACGUCACACUCUUGUUCCGAAGAAGGUCUGGAGGAUGCAGCCAAUGUGUUACUACAGCUCUCUCGGGGGGACCCUGCAACCCGGGACACUGUUCUCAAGCUGCUACUGAAUGGAGCUCGCCAUCUGGGCUAUACUCUUUGUAAACAGAUAGGUACCCUUCUGGCUGAGUUACGGGAAUACAACCUAGAACAGCAGCGGCGAGCCCAGUGUGAGACCCUCUCUCCUGAUGGCCUACCUGAGGAGCAGCCACAGACCACCAAGCUGAAAGGCAAAAUGCAGAGCAGGUUUGACAUGGCUGAGAAUGUGGUAAUUGUGGCAUCUCAGAAGCGACCUCUGGGUGGCCGGGAGCUCCAGCUGCCUUCUAUGUCCAUGUUGACAUCCAAGACGUCUACCCAGAAGUUCUUCUUGAGGGUACUGCAGGUCAUCAUCCAGCUCCGGGACGACACACGCCGAGCUAACAAGAAAGCCAAGCAGACAGGCAGGCUAGGUUCCUCCGGUUUAGGCUCAGCUAGCAGCAUCCAGGCAGCUGUUCGGCAGCUGGAGGCUGAGGCUGAUGCCAUUAUACAAAUGGUACGUGAGGGUCAAAGGGCGCGGAGACAGCAACAAGCAGCAACGUCGGAGUCAAGCCAGUCAGAGGCCUCUGCCCGGAGGGAAGAGUCACCCAUGGAUGUGGACCAGCCAUCUCCCAGUGCUCAGGAUACUCCAUCCAUUGGCUCCGAUGGAACCUCACAGGGGGAGAAGGAGGAGAGGCCACCCGAGUUACCCCUGCUCAGUGAGCAACUGAGCUUGGACGAGCUAUGGGACAUGCUGGGAGAGUGUCUAAAGGAACUGGAGGAAUCCCAUGACCAGCAUGCCGUGCUAGUGCUACAGCCUGCUGUCGAGGCCUUCUUCCUGGUCCAUGCCACAGAGCGAGAAAGCAAGCCUCCUGUUCGAGACACCCGUGAGAGCCAGCUGGCACACAUCAAGGACGAGCCGCCUCCACUCUCCCCUGCACCCUUAACCCCAGCCACUCCUUCCUCCCUUGACCCAUUCUUCUCCAGGGAGCCCUCGUCUAUGCACAUCUCCUCAAGCCUACCCCCUGACACACAGAAGUUCCUUCGCUUUGCAGAGACUCACCGCACUGUGUUAAACCAGAUCCUACGGCAGUCCACCACCCACCUCGCUGAUGGGCCGUUUGCUGUCCUGGUAGACUACAUUCGAGUCCUCGACUUUGAUGUCAAGCGCAAAUAUUUCCGCCAAGAGCUAGAACGUUUGGAUGAGGGGCUUCGGAAAGAAGACAUGGCUGUGCACGUCCGCCGUGAUCAUGUAUUUGAAGAUUCCUAUCGUGAACUGCACCGGAAAUCCCCUGAAGAAAUGAAAAAUCGAUUGUAUAUAGUGUUUGAAGGAGAAGAAGGGCAGGAUGCUGGAGGGCUCCUGCGGGAGUGGUAUAUGAUCAUCUCUCGGGAGAUGUUUAAUCCUAUGUAUGCCUUGUUCCGUACCUCACCCGGUGAUCGGGUCACCUAUACCAUCAACCCAUCUUCCCACUGCAACCCCAACCACCUCAGCUACUUCAAGUUUGUUGGACGCAUUGUGGCCAAAGCUGUCUAUGACAACCGCCUCCUGGAGUGCUAUUUUACUCGGUCCUUCUACAAACACAUCUUGGGCAAGUCUGUCAGAUACACGGAUAUGGAGAGUGAAGAUUACCACUUCUACCAGGGCCUGGUUUAUCUGCUGGAAAAUGAUGUCUCCACACUAGGUUAUGACCUCACCUUCAGCACUGAGGUCCAAGAGUUUGGAGUCUGUGAAGUUCGUGACCUCAAACCCAAUGGGGCCAACAUCUUGGUAACAGAAGAGAAUAAGAAGGAGUAUGUACACCUGGUGUGCCAGAUGAGAAUGACAGGAGCCAUCCGUAAACAACUGGCAGCUUUCUUAGAAGGCUUCUAUGAGAUCAUUCCAAAGCGCCUCAUUUCUAUCUUCACUGAGCAGGAGUUAGAGCUACUCAUAUCAGGACUGCCCACAAUCGACAUUGAUGAUUUGAAAUCCAACACUGAAUACCACAAGUACCAAUCCAACUCUAUUCAGAUCCAGUGGUUCUGGAGAGCAUUGCGUUCUUUCGACCAGGCUGACCGUGCCAAGUUCCUCCAGUUUGUCACGGGUACUUCCAAAGUGCCCUUGCAAGGCUUUGCUGCCCUUGAAGGCAUGAAUGGCAUUCAGAAGUUUCAGAUCCAUCGAGACGACAGGUCCACAGAUCGCCUGCCUUCAGCUCAUACAUGUUUUAAUCAGCUGGACCUGCCUGCCUAUGAGAGCUUUGAGAAGCUCCGCCACAUGCUACUAUUGGCCAUCCAGGAGUGCUCUGAAGGAUUUGGGCUGGCCUAAUAAGGCUCCGCUCACCACUGUGGGGUUUUUCUAUCAUUGUUGGACCUGGGAAUGGGGGGAAAUGAAAACAAAAAAAGAACCAGAAAGGAAAUGUCAAAACUCAAUAAAUGAAAUCCAUCAACUCACCAUGUGUGUGUCCCAGCUUCCCCAGCGCAUACCUGUUCCCCUCUCCUGUUCAUUCUCUCUCUCUCUCUCUCCCUCUCCCUCCCCCCGCCCUUCUCCCUUUUUCCUCACCUCCUUCUCCCUGUUCCAUGCCGUCCAUGAUCUCCAGCCCAUGUGUUAAAAAGGCAUUAGCCUUUGCAGGGACCUGUUUGUCCCAACUGUUUGAACAGUGUGCUCCUCAGAUUCUGUGUUCAGAAGGAUUUGCUGCAUUGAGACUUGAAACCUUUGGAUAGGGGAAAAAAUUAUAUAUAUAUAUAUUUUUUUGUUCUGUUUGCAUUUCUUAAUUUGUGCUUGGAAUGUGUUGAUGUGCACAGCUAAUGAUUCAAUGCGAGACAAGAUUGGCGUCUGUGUUGUGGAGGUUUCAAAUAAAGAGCACUCUUCAUAACUCA
Messenger RNA from Suricata suricatta (meerkat), 13966 nucleotides. RefSeq names its product HECT, UBA and WWE domain containing E3 ubiquitin protein ligase 1 (gene HUWE1). Lineage: Eukaryota; Metazoa; Chordata; Mammalia; Carnivora; Herpestidae. The transcript is spliced from 84 exons. Gene Ontology annotation, cellular component: nucleus; Golgi membrane. The record is from RefSeq and is a predicted model, not a curated record. Gene Ontology annotation, biological process: protein polyubiquitination; Golgi organization; proteasome-mediated ubiquitin-dependent protein catabolic process. Gene Ontology annotation, molecular function: ubiquitin-protein transferase activity; protein binding. Bases 51 to 13415 code for a protein of 4454 amino acids.